Symsagittifera roscoffensis is the source of this 1670-nucleotide messenger RNA. RefSeq names its product netrin-3-like. The transcript has 7 exons. Gene Ontology annotation, molecular function: protein binding. Gene Ontology annotation, biological process: tissue development; dendrite development; animal organ morphogenesis. NCBI's taxonomy places the organism in Eukaryota, Metazoa, Xenacoelomorpha, Acoela, Convolutidae. Gene Ontology annotation, cellular component: basement membrane. The coding region runs from base 182 to 1288 and encodes 368 amino acids. The record is from RefSeq and is a predicted model, not a curated record.
CUUCUCCCGGAAGAGACAAAUAGGUAGAAGGGUAGAAAGAGAGACUCUGUUUUUAUUGCGCCCCGUCUUUGUGUCUAAACUGGGUCAGAACUGUAAUCCCGGCCAGGUGAUCCGCAGACAAAUCGUGGCCGCCAGAAGCCUGUCCAUUUCAACACCUCCGCCUAAUUUGGAACCAGACUUCAUGGCCGCCACUGACAUCCGGCUGAUGCUGGGGGGCAUGGAUGAGAGAGUGGGCCAGAAGUACAGUGGACUGGGGGAGGGGGACGACAGGGCACACGUGUAUGCCAUACAGGACCUGGAGAUUGGGGGAGUGUGCAAGUGCAACGGACACGCUGGCAGGUGUCAGUUGAAUGAGGAGGGCGAAUAUGUGUGUGCGUGCGAACACCAUACCAGUGGUCCCGACUGUGACAGAUGUGCGCCCUUCUUCAAAGACAGACCCUGGAAAAGAGCACAGCUGGACAACGCCAACGAGUGCCGCAUGUGUGAGUGCAAUCUGCAUGCGAGGCAGUGUCGCUUCAACAUGAAGGAGUACAUAGAGAGUAGAUUUGUGAGUGGGGGAGUGUGUAGAAAGUGUAAGCACAACACUGCCGGCAACCAUUGUGAAGUGUGCAGAGAUGAGUACUACAUCAAUCCACAUGUGGCUAUCGACUCCAAAGACAGAUGUGUGGCUUGUGACUGCAACACAAGUGGGAGUAAGAACAGAGUGUGCAACCAGAAGACGGGUCAAUGUCAGUGCAAGGACCACGUGGUGGGAAGGACAUGUCACAAGUGCGCAGAGGGAUACGUCCAGGGAUCCAGUCCGUUCGCACCCUGCAUACCGGCCUCUGUGAGUUCCCCCGUGUUCGAUCCCUCUCUCCUCUGUCACCCGCGGGUAUGCAAGAGCGACGACCGGAAACUGUCCAAGACCAGAUAUUGCACACAGUCAUACAUUUUCGCCGGUCGCCUCAUUGAGCGUCGUCAGAUCAACACCUGGUUCCAGUUCAACAUCGAAGUGCCCCACGAAUGGCUGUUCCGACACCCCCCUGACUUCGUCUACAACCCCAACAAGCCCCUCACUGUAUUCAUAGAGCAGAUCAUGAUUUCGUGUCAGUGUGGAGACAUGGAGAUAGGGAGAGAUUAUGCGUUGUUGAUUGAUACCAGUGACUCAUACUACGCACAGAACACUUUCCACGUUAAAAAUUACGACACUGUCCUUCCCCUCAACAAAAUGCGACUGAAGAAACUCAAAAAUCUGCACUCUAAACAGAACCUCGGAAAAUGCAGAGCUUACGAGUACUCAUCGCCAUAAUAAACUAAGCGCAAUACACUUUUCUAUUUUGCCAAAUCAUCUGGAGAAUCUUGGUCUCGAUAACAACAGUCCUUGAAGCGAAUCCCGCUAGUUUUGAUUUUUCAUUCUCCAGAUGACGUGAGAUGAAUUUUAAAAAUGAAUGUAAUUAGAAGUACCUAUUUUUGCAUUGUUUUAACAGACGCCAUUAAUCUUAGUUCUAAACCGAUUGAAUGAUAGUUUAUGUUACUUGUGAAAUAGAAAAUAUUAUCUAUGAAUACUAUUAAUAAGUAAUAACUUGGUCUGCGAAGUGUUCAGAUGCACACUUUACUUUGAUUUGGAUGGAUUAAUUUUUCUAAAUUGUGUAAAAUUGUAUUCUAUCAGAGGAAUCAGAUUGUGUAUUAAA